GGUGUGAGGGUUGGUUGCGCUGGGGGUCAGUCCUGGGCAGUGCCCGGCCUCUCACAGGGUAUUGGGGGAUUACCCAGCCUGGGGCUGCGCUUACUCUCAGUGGGAAGCAGCCCUUGUGCUACAGAACUACAAUUCCCAGAAUUCCAUACUAUGUCCUUGGUGCUGUUGGGAUGCUGGAAGUUGUAGUGUUAUAUUAGAAUGGGGGGGGGGUUCCAUUGUAGGAAAUAUAUAGAUCAUUCUAUUUACUCCCUGACUUCUAUCUGCCCUUUUUGCCUUUACUCUCAUACUGCCCCCCUCAAUAUUAGCCCCUCCCCCAGUACCUUAACCCCCUUUAUGUGCUGUGGGGGCCACUAGUCACUGCCAUGUAGUGUGGAUAUUUGGGUGGGUUUGUCAACCAAUCACAGACCCUGCAGAGAGUAGCGCUAGAAUUCAGCCAAUCAGAUUGUACAAUGUGCCUCACACUUAUCAAUAUGAUUAAUUGGGGGUCAGUGCGUUAUGUGGGGGUCACACACAGGCAAAUAUGGGGCAUUAGUAAGUGCAGUGUAACCAUGUAUAUUCCUAUAGAAUCCCAGGACACUUCAUUACCCCCUUUAAUGAAUGCCCCCGCUAAGUUGCUCCCGGCCACGCCCCAGAAAGCUUUGUCCAAUCAGAGUCCUGUAACCCUGUUGUUUAUAUUGGUGCCCCAUGGGGUUUAACCAGAACAUUGGGAGCCAAUCACAGAGGCACCUCUGAUUCUGCCCUCCCUGCCUGCCAUGUACAGUGCCAGCCUGUGCCCACCCUGUGCCCUCGCCGGGCACCACAUGGAGCAGUGAGGGACCCCCAGGAGGCAGAGCCCAAUAAUGAUCGACAGGAGGACACAGAUACAUACGGAGAUCCUACAUCUGACCUUGGAGAUCAUCUAUUGGCUGACAGGAGAGGAUUGUACAGUUGUACGGACCCCCGAUGGUGCCUCGCCUGCCCGCAGCCCACCAGGGUUAAAUCGGCUGACCAAGAGCCAAUCAGCGGCAGGUUCAUCAGUAGAUACAGAGGGGAAGGUCUUGAAACUCGCCAACAGAAUCCUCCGCCUUCUAACGGGAGAGGUUCCUGUGCGCUAUGAAGAUACCUCUGUACAUUUCUCCGGGGAGGAGUGGGAGUACGUAGAGCGGCACAGGGAGCUGUACGAGGCCGUAACGCUGCACAGUCGCCACUCGGGCGCCUCUCGAGAUUUGGAUCAGGCCACACCCAGUGAGUAUGAGACGUCGGCAAUGUCCCAGGCCCAGGACUGUAGAAGCAACAGAAGCGGCACAAAAACCAGGGAGGGAUCCUGCUUGGCACCAAUUAAACCUGAGAACAGCGACCUUCGGUACGAGGGGAUAUCCACUUCAUCACUGGAUUAUAAACCUGUGGGACCCUCUGACUUACUGCAGGAUAAACCAGACAGCAGCAGCUUUGCAUACAAGGCGGUGGCUACUGGGGGGGCGCGGGAUGAAACCAAAAACGAUACAGGUGAGGUGGUCUCUGACAUGGCACAGGGUAAAGCAGGGAGCGGUGGCAUCAAAUCCGAGGAGGAAAAACCAGAAAUCAGUCCCCCCCCUAUUGGCAAACACUCCAACCGGAAAAAACGAGCAAAGAGCUUGGGCCGGCGUGUAGGCGAGACUGCGGGCAAAGUGCCCCGGUGCCAAGGAGGGAACCAACAUGCUGGUGAGACUGUGGGCAAAGUGCCCCGGUGCCAAGGAGGGAACCAACAUGCUGGUGAGACUGUGGGCAAAGUGCCCCGGUGCCAAGGAGGCCACCAACAUGCAGGAGAGACUGCGGGCAAAGUGCCCCGGUGCCAAGGAGGCCAACAACAUGCAGGAGAGACUGCGGGCAAAGUGCCCCGGUGCCAAGGAGGGCAACACCAUGCAGGAGAGACCGCGGGCAAAGUGCCCCGGUGCCAAGGAGGGCAACACCAUGCAGGAGAGACUGCAGCCAAAGUGCCCCGGUGCCAAGGAGAGCACCACCAUGCAGGAGAGACUGCGGGCAAAGUGUCCCGGUGCCAAGGAGGGCACCACCAUGCAGGAGAGACUGCGGGCAAAGUGUCCCGGUGCCAAGGAGGGCACCACCAUGCAGGAGAGACUGCAGCCAAAGUGCCCCGGUGCCAAGGAGGGAAUCUCCUGCACUCAGACAGUUACACAUUUACCAAUCCGGCACAGUCAGCGCCCUUACCCUUUUACCCUGUGUUAUAUGUUAUUAACAAGGGUAUGGCUGUGCCAGCUCCCGUGGGCAGCGAGGAUCCGUUCAGCUGCCCCGAGUGCCAGGCUUGUUUCACCACCGACUCGGAUCUCAGCAAACACCAGUUUACCCACAAGCAGGACGAGCUGACGUGCGCCGACUGCGGGAAGCGCUUCUCCAACCGGUCCAGGUUCGUCCGGCACCAGCGGUACCACAAGCCGGAGAAAUUUAUCAUUUGCGUCGAAUGCGGGAAGAGUUUUUGGCACAAAUCGAACCUGGCGGCGCAUCAGCGAAUUCACACAGGGGAGAAGCCCUUUACCUGUACGGACUGCGGGAAAUCAUUUGCCACAAAUUCCCAGCUCCGCCGGCACCGGAGGAUCCACACCGGGGAGAGGCCGUUUGCGUGUCUGGAGUGCGGCAAGUGUUUCACCACCAGCUCCAAUCUGGUCGAUCAUCAGACCAUUCAUACGGGGCUGAAACCGUUCGCUUGUUCCGAAUGUGGCAAAUAUUUCAGGUCCAAGCGGUAUCUCUGUCGGCACUUACAGGCCCACGCCGAGAAACCGCCCGCGGUGUAAGGAAGGAAGUUCCGCACUGAUUGGUUACUUUUGUUAUUCAUAUGGCUCAGGGCCCCCCUGGCAUUCCCAGUACCCAGAGGCACAAACAGCCCCCCAGCCCAAUAAAUAGUGAGUGUCUGUGGC
This is a messenger RNA of Xenopus tropicalis (tropical clawed frog), 2888 nucleotides long. RefSeq names its product zinc finger protein 45-like. Bases 840 to 2765 code for a protein of 641 amino acids. Gene Ontology annotation, cellular component: nucleus. The record is from RefSeq and is a predicted model, not a curated record. The transcript has 4 exons. NCBI's taxonomy places the organism in Eukaryota, Metazoa, Chordata, Amphibia, Anura, Pipidae.